This is a messenger RNA of Xiphophorus couchianus (Monterrey platyfish), 4657 nucleotides long. It is a transcript of the gene dgcr8, whose product is annotated as DGCR8 microprocessor complex subunit. NCBI's taxonomy places the organism in Eukaryota, Metazoa, Chordata, Actinopteri, Cyprinodontiformes, Poeciliidae. The coding region runs from base 718 to 3069 and encodes 783 amino acids. The record is from RefSeq and is a predicted model, not a curated record. Gene Ontology annotation, molecular function: identical protein binding; double-stranded RNA binding; primary miRNA binding. Gene Ontology annotation, biological process: primary miRNA processing. The transcript has 13 exons. Gene Ontology annotation, cellular component: microprocessor complex.
CCCUAUCUGUUUUCGCUCAAGAUGGCGGAGCUGCUGCUGGAGCCGAAUGGCAGCAGUUGGAAAAUAAGAUCAUUUUAAAAGGUUGUGGAGCCGUGUGAAGAGAUUCGUUUCGUAUAUCUCUCAGUGAGUACUUCCUCGGCGUUUUAUUAAGCCGUUUACUGAUUCGAAAGCAGUGUUUCAUGCGUCUGUGUUUGCUCGUUAGCACUUUAGCAUCGAGAAUAUCGCCAUCGUAUAAGGCCUAACAUGCAACUCCAGGCUGAAGGGAUGCUCGCUCUCCAUUUUAGGCUUCCACGAGUUUGUGUCUGUGGCUCACUUUUGUAAUUUUGGUGGCCGUUUGUGAAGUUGCCGCGCGAACAGACUACAAAGUUGGUCCUGAAUGUAUUUUAAUCCGAUGCCUAUUCUCUGUGGUCGUUUCCCCCCCUUUUAUCUCCUAGAUGUCCGCAGCGGAGAAUGAUCAGUGCCUCUGUUCCAAAAUAAGCUGAAUGCAUUGUGAUUUCCAAUAAUUGAGACAGUGAUUCUGAAGGCUGUCUACAUUAAUGAAAAGAGCAAUGUAGUCAGCUUAGCAUAUUCAGCAGCUGGUACGUGGCCUAUACAGGGAUGAUCUUCUGCAUUGGAAAUUUGCAAAGAUAUCUUCUUCAUAGUUGUCAGCUUCCAUUAGAUUUAGGUUUUAACUUAACCACACACACAAAAAAGAAAAAUUAAAAAUAUAUAUUUUAAAUGGAUGCAGAUGACGUACUCCCCCCUCUCCCCUUGGAGCCACCUGAUGAUUUUAGCCUAGACCAGAGCAGAGCCCCUCCACCACCUCCCCUGCAAACGUCCAGUGACGCAGAGGUAAUGGACGUUAGCUCUGGUGGUGAUGGACACACAUACACCCCGGGGGACGGGGAAGCAAAGACGCAGGAGUGCACGAGCGAGGGCUCUCUAGUCUUCUGUAGCCACCUUUCCAGUGAGGCCAGUCCCAACCCACGGUGCCCCAGAACGGCCCGCCACGCUCCUCAGGUCACCAAGUUUUUGCCGGACCUGAAGCAGCUCAGAAAUGUUAAGAUCAGGGUGAGCUUCUCUGAAGGCAGCAGCAGCAGUACCAGUAACGUUAGCAGCGGCAAAGACAGGAAGGUUUUAUACACAGGUGAGGGCCAGGAGGCAGGAAGUGAAGAUGGCUUAGCUUGUCUGAAUGGUGAAGUGGAAAGCAUGACGAGCUUGCUGGAGGAUGCUGAGGGUAGCAGUGGAGCUGGGGACGCAGCAGGAGGGAAGUCGGAGGACAGCGAGGUAGACCUGGAGAAUAAGGUAGAGUUUGCCGUCUUGGAUGAGUUGGAGGACUACUACGAGAACCUCCUGGACCGGGACGAUGGGGAGCAGGGCGGCUUUAAAUCUGAUGCCAUAGUUCAGCAGGAGGAGGUGCACGACGAGGCGUCGGCCUACGCCUAUGAGGAGGGCUUCGACAACGAUGUGGAUGCUCUUCUGGAAGAGGGCAUGCCAGUCCCGAAAAAGAUGCGUUUAGCGGAGGACAAGUAUGCCGGGGACAGCGAUCACCAGUUCGACGGAGACGGCGAAGGGGGGGUGCAGCCGAUGGUGACCAAAAUCAAGACCGUGCUGAAAAGUCGAGGCCGUCCACCAACCGAGCCUCUUCCCGACGGUUGGAUCAUGACAUUCCAUAAUUCAGGCAUUCCAGUCUACCUGCACAGAGAGACCCGAGUGGUCACCUGGUCCAGGCCCUACUUCCUGGGAACGGGCAGCAUCAGGAAACACGACCCGCCGACUAGCAGCAUCCCCUGCUUACACUACAAGAAAAUGAAGGACCAGGAGGAGAGGGAGCUCAACGGGGAGGUAAGCUCUAACGAGGCUGCUGCGAAGGCUAGCGACAUGGAGAAGGAGGACAAGUCGGCGGAGGACCAGGAGGAACACCCUUCGUCCACCGUCGGCGAAAGCGGCCAAGUCAGAGAGAGCGUGGACGAGAGCGGCACACAGAGCAAAGAGGGGCAUGCGUACGACACGGCUCAAGGCGCCUUAGGGCAGGUCAAGGCCAAGGUGGAGGUGUGCAAGGACGAAUCCGUAGAACUUGAAGAAUUCCGUCUGUACCUGGAAAAAUGCUUCGACUUCGAACAAGUCACCGUCAAGAAGUUCCGCACCUGGGCCGAGCGGCGGCAGUUCAACAGAGACAUGAAGAGGAAGCAGGCGGAGUCGGAGAGGCCGAUCCUUCCCGCCAACCAGAAGCUCAUCACCCUGUCGGUCCAGGACGCUCCCACUAAGAAGGAGUUUGUCAUCAAUCCUAAUGGGAAGUCUGAAGUUUGCAUCUUGCAUGAAUACAUGCAGCGGGUCCUGAAGGUUCGGCCUGUUUACAACUUUUUUGAUUGUGAGAACUCAAGUGAACCCUUUGGUGCUUCAGUCAUUAUAGACGGAGUCACUUACGGCACAGGAACUGCGAGCAGUAAAAAACUUGCCAAAAACAAAGCUGCCCGAGCCACACUGGAAAUCCUCAUCCCCGACUUUGUGAAGCAGACCUCGGAGGAGAAACCCGUCGAGGGCGACGAGCUGGAGUAUUUUAAUCAUAUCAGUAUAGAAGACUCGCGAGUGUACGAGCUGACCAACAAAGCAGGUCUACUUUCGCCAUAUCAGAUUCUUCAUGAGUGCCUUAAAAGAAACCAUGGAAUGGGGGACACCAGCAUUAAAUUUGAGGUGAUCCCGGGAAAGAACCAGAAGAGUGAAUAUGUUAUGACGUGUGGGAAACACACGGUGCGAGGCUGGUGCAAAAACAAGAGGGUCGGCAAACAGCUGGCGUCCCAGAAGAUCCUCCAGAUGCUUCACCCCCAUGUCAAGAACUGGGGCUCGCUGCUGCGCAUGUACGGCAGAGAAAGCAACAAGAUGGUCAAAAAGGAGAGUUCAGACAAGAGCGUGAUAGAGCUGCAGCAGUACGCCAAAAAGAACAAGCCAAACCUUCACAUCUUGAACAAACUGCAGGAGGAAAUGACGAAACUGGCAGCUCAGAGGGAGGAAACCAGGAAGAAGCCCAAGAUGACCAUAAUGGAGUCGGCCCAGCCGGGCAGCGAGCCCCUCUGCACUGUCGACGUUUAAGUCUCGGAAUCACUGACGAACCACAGCACUGAAACCCCAGCCACUGUCAAACAUCACUCCGCAUCAUGGCGUCCACGACAGAACGCAUCACUUGACAUCCGGCGAGGAGCGUAGCGUCACACUGAUCAGACCAGCGGAGCCGCCGCCGCCGCCGCUCGCUUCCCACGGCUCCGCCUGAAAGGUUGAGCAAGUAAGAGUGUGAGGGUUAGGACUGAAUGCACUUAUGGGGGCCCAGAGAUUUGGGGGGGGGGGAAACUGUCUACCUCUCUAGAUGCGUCCUAAACAACAAGAAUAUGAAUGACAUCGGAACAGAAAUGCAUGCUUUUAACUGUUACAAAAAAAAAAACAAGCCAAUCCUAACGUUGGUUUUAUUGUCAAUGUGUUAUUUUUAAAAGUCAAUCUUUUAGUACUCGCACUUGUUUGUUUUUUUUUGUUUGUUUGUUUCUUUUUAGUGCUUGAAGUUUUCAAAAGGGACUACUAAUGCUUGUAUUUAUACUAGUCAAUUAAUUGGAAAAAAAUCAGUUUGUUUAUUGGAUAUUUAAAGGAUAGAGGAAUAAUAAUUAAAAAAAAAAAAGGUGUACCACUUUUGUUAAUCAAUCUGAAAAGUCGUCGUGUUUGUUUGCAUGACUUGCGUCAUGAAGUGGCCGUUUGGAAAAAAAACCGUCACCAUGCACUCGUGUCUGGUUGGAUUUUACUUUUCGCUCGUCGCGCUGUUGUUCGGAGAAUAACCGUUUGUGGGGACGUGAUUGUUUUGAGUAGGACACAGUUACAGUCGCAGUAAACCCGACCCAGGGUUGGAGGUACCGCUAGCUUUGACAUUUCUUUAACAACUAGCUUUUUUUAAUCUACACUACUGCUAAUUUCAGACUUUUUUUUUGUUGUCCAUUUUAAAAAACAAAGUCAGCUACACGUUGCCUUAGUUAAUUCAUUUCAUGAAGGGCUCAGACUCUAAAGAGGUCGGACCUAAAACGCCCUUCAACAGGAAGUGGAAAGACCAACCCCCAUUUACUUGAUAAAGCAUUUACUCCUUAGGCAUUUGGUACGUUUUAAGUGGAGACGCGCUUUCAGAGUUGUCUUAAUUGGUGUGUACUUUGUACGUUUGCCAUCAUCCUUACAGUAGAUCAUGCUAGCUAUAAAUAUAUAGUAAAAAUAAACUCUGAAGGCAGCCUUGUUUAAGUUGGGAGGAACAGUGUAUACCAAAGCUUACAUCCAGUCUUAUGCAUUUUCUAGAAAUCUACAUGUUGCAGGAAAAAAAAAAGUUUUAACUGUGGCACUAGCUGGAGCAAAAACAAAUACAAACUGCUGUGCUUUUUCUACAAAAAACAAUUUUAGGAGGCAUAUGUUUAAGCAAUGCUCUUGUGAUUGUGUAGAUUGCUUCAAGAAUGUGUUUUUUUUGUCUCCCCCCUCCCCUCAUCUGUACGUGUCUUGACUCACCAAGUCAUGAUGUAAGGAGAGAAAUAAUAUUCUGGUUUUAUGUGGCGUUGCAUCAAUAAAAUGUUUGAAAACGUUGCUGCCUAGAAACUGUGUUGCAACCUGAACUCUUGACUUCAGUGAUGUUUGUUAUGCAAAAUAAAAAUGUCUUUACUGA